Messenger RNA from Seminavis robusta, 1682 nucleotides. Lineage: Eukaryota; Bacillariophyta; Bacillariophyceae; Naviculales; Naviculaceae. The record is from the annotation of a GenBank genome assembly.
AUACGACCCAAAUCCACGACUUGGACCGCCAAUGCGUUUUGUCACACAUGCACCCCACAAUCGUAAUUCAAUCCGUCGAGGACUCGUCUCUGAGAUAUUGAUUUGGUGUUGCAGCGACAAUGGACCUGGUGGUUCGUAGUAUUGAGCUAUGGAGGGCCAGGCGGGAACUCUCCGCCCUGAUCUGGAAGAGGCGAGACUACAUAGUCAAGCAGAUUGACCCACCAGACAAAUGCAUCAGUCUCCUUCGGGCGCAUCCUCAGUUGGCAGGAGAAACCUUCCGAUGUCACAACCCAGUUUAUGAGAAACAAGUUUACCCUCUAUACUUCCUCUUGAUCUGCAAUGCCAGCGUCGACUUGAUCAGGGAAGCCUAUGAAAUGUUCCCACUUGCUGCCCAGCACAAAAUAAAGGGAAACUUUGACCAGACUGACUAUCUUCUAGCAUGUGGAAUGCUGAAUGUAAACGAAGACUCCAUGAUGUUCUUGGCCAACGCUUACAAACCAGCUGUUUGUAGCCCCAAUUCGUCAGGAUAUCUUCCGAUUCAUGUGUUGAUGCAAAAUCGUCAUCAUGUCCCCACUCGUAAGGUCUUGCUGACUUUGCUAGAUCUAUACGAGUCCGAGCGAAGCAACCAGGAAAAUGACAAAGGCAUGAUGCAGCCUGUCUCGAUGAAUUUGCUGGGUUGCCGUGUACGCACCGGUAAUAGCCGAGACGAAAUCGAGGCUCUUCGAGCACCCUUGGCGCUGGCCAUCAAACGCAACUAUGUCAGCAAGGAUGCCUUGGAACUCCUAGUUCAAAGAUUCCCGAAAGACUGCAAAACAUUGAGAUUGGGGCGGGUGACCACAGCGCGGGAACGCCAUCACAUGAUCUACACGCUAGGACAAGAAUCCAACUACAGAUUCACCAAAGAGCACGUCAUGGCCAUUGCCAAUCUCCUUCCGCAGUUGGAAACUCUGUGCUGCCCAGCCAGAGAGUGGCGCCCAGGGGCCUUCAAGGAGCUGAUCGGGCUUCUAUCCGGUAACAACAACGGGCCACAGCGUUCUUCUGUUAGAGAUCUCACGAUCCGUACUCCCCCAACCAACCGAUUCUCUGCUCCGGACCACAGCGCACUAGAGCGUCUCUUGGCGCAUAACACUACCCUCCAACGUUUACAUAUCGACUUCGGCGGAGGUUGUCCUGUAUCGUUCUCCUAUGGAAUUAAACGCUUCGUGGCCUUUCUGCUAAAAGGCUUGCGCCACAACCGAACUCUGAAGGAGCUCCGUUUGACAGGGUUCGCCUCUGAUACCCCACCAGACCUUCUUCAUAAACUGUUGUGGCCAGGGCUUGCCGUUGUGCUUCGAGAAAAUUUGACCUUGUCGAGAAUUGAUGUGGAUGAUGAGGUUGGUCCCGCUGGCGCUGCAUGUGCAAGCAGGAAACAAGCCGAGUACUUGGCAAUGCUCAAUCGAUAUGGACGAGCACAGUUCCGCGAGCCUUCCUUCAGCCUUCCAGAGAUAGUGCCAUUGCUCAAGUCGGUCUGUGGCAUGGUGGAAAUCCUCUAUGGUCUCCUUCGCGAGAAUCCCAGUGUUUGGACUGGGGCCAUCAGCGACGCCGGCCAGCACUUUAGAAGGAUCUAGCUGCACGCGGAUUGUUUUUGAUAAAUUCUACAGAGCGAUGCUAUAGACUUUUAGUUUGCCCUUUUGCUCCUCGGU